Molecule: messenger RNA, 11054 nt
Organism: Ruditapes philippinarum (Manila clam)
Lineage: Eukaryota; Metazoa; Mollusca; Bivalvia; Venerida; Veneridae
Product: fibroblast growth factor receptor substrate 3-like
Exons: 2
Coding region: 104-1504 (466 amino acids)
Biological process (GO): cell surface receptor protein tyrosine kinase signaling pathway
Cellular component (GO): cytoplasm
Source: RefSeq, a predicted model, not a curated record
UUAUUUUUCAUUUCAGAUCAUCAAGAAUUUUGAGAUCAAUAACAUGAUGAUUAAGACAGUAUGCAUUUAUCUUCCAACAUAAAACAGUCAAGAUAUUGUAACUAUGGGCUGCUACCUAGCAAAGAACCUGCCUCGUGAUCAAAAUGGUAGGAUUUUCAGAGUGUACAAUGUAAACGAUCUUGGUGCGGAGAUAAGUCCAGGAAAAAUAGAGGUCACAGAAAAUGAUCUGAUAUUUUAUCAGAAAGGUAAAGAGCCAAUCAGAUGGCCUUUAAGAUGUUUAAGAAGAUAUGGGUUUGACGAGGAGCUGUUUUCAUUUGAGAGCGGGCGUCGUUGUCCUACUGGGUCGGGUAUAUAUGCUUUUAAAUGUCACAGAGCAGAAGAAUUAUUUAAUCUAGUCCAGGAGGCAAUACAGAAUGUUGGUCAGAACGCACAUCAAAAUUCUCAUCUCAGGGCUAGUCAGACAAUGGUUAAUGGUACAUCAGUCAUCAAUCCUCGUCCUGCUAGCCGUCCUACGUCACUAGUCGAUCCUCAUGAACCUGGCGGUAUUAGACUAUCAGGAGCAGGGCGUGUUAAUGUUGUUCCAUAUGAUCAACAUUUAUACAUGAAUCAAAAUGGCAGUGCAAUACAGCAAGAAGAUUCUUCGCCAAAUUACAUUAACACAGGCCCAAAUCAGAAUGGAUCAAGAAUUGAGCCAAUUGAUGAGGUUAGUGCUUUGAUAGACUUUUUACAUGAUCCACCGAUGGCUCCUGCUCCUCCUAAACCAGACACUGUUAAUUAUGCUGACCUUGACCUUCCAAGGUCAACAGAGAAUAUAUUUGAUGCGUGUGAUGGAGCAUGUGCUAUGGAGCCGUUAAGUAAUGGUAGUGUUGUAAAUGCAGAUAACAGAGACAGCUACACUGGUUCAGACAGUCAGAAUGGUAUAGAUAUGGAUGAUGUGCAAUUGAAUUAUGCGGACCUUGAUGUAUUUACAGAAACAGCAGAGGAGAGCGCCCAUCCGAACUAUAUUAACCUUGAUGCUGAAGGUAGAAUCAAGGAUAAAGUGCUUGCAAAUGGGAGACCGGAAUCUAUUUCUGUGAAUGGUGCUAUGCAAAAUGAGACAAUAAGGAAAAGUUUGUUGGUUCGUAAGCUCAGUAUUGAACAGAAUUACGCAAACGUGGGUGCUGCAAGUUUUACAAAUAUCCCUGACCCAAGCCCUGUAAGUAUGAAUCCAGCCGGUGGAUUUGGUUCAAAUAAUGGCAAUAAUUCCAGUCAGCGGUUGUCAAACCCUGGAGAACUGAACUAUAUUGAGAUUGAUGUGAACAAAACAGACGGGGAUGUUGUGACAGGAGCAACAUCUUCAGCUAUGUCUGUUUCAUUUACUGUACCUGACUCGCCAAGUAAGCGUACAGAAAGUUAUGCCAUGAUUGACUUUAAUCGUACUGUGGCUUUGUCUAAUUCAGCAAAGCCUGUCGGUGAAAAUGAGGAGGGGUUGAGGAAGACACGUCACAACAGUACGAUCAACUGAGGUUGUGUAACAGAUAUAGGCGUCUUUCUAGAAAUGAAGUAUUAUAUUUUACUGUAUAUUUGUUCACUUGUUUUUAGUUCUUGUAUAUACUCUUGCUUCUUAAUAAGGGGUAAUUUCUUUUUAUUAUUAAGGUGGUCAGUCAUGCAUGAAAUAUGAUACUGAAAAAUGGUAGAUUUAAGUGACCGAUAUUUCCUGUUUUAUUGUUUAAAGCUUGAGAUAAGUACCUCCCAUCUUUAUUGAUUUUACAUGUCCUGACUUCUAGGCCUAAAAUAAUAAAAUAUUCACUUCCCCUUCUGCUACCUCUCUACAAAAAUCACUGCUGCCUGGAAUAUUUUCUUGCCAAACAAAAGAAAUGUUUUCACUUAACAUGGGAUUGAAGUCUGUCAAUGAGAAUUAUAUCUUUUUAUAUUUGUUUGAUUCCCAUAUUUUGAUUAACUUUAUUUGUCAGUUAUAUCAUAUAUAUGUGCUAAAGCUGAAUACACUGAUGCAGUAAUAAUAUAAAUACCGUAUAAGUGUUUUUUUUCUGCGGGCUCCAAAUUCUGCGCUUUUUCCAAAUUUUGGCAUGUUGUUAUUUCUGCGGACCUUAUUUCUGCGGCACAGUCUUUAGACAAAAUGUGAUUUAAAUUCUGCGGCUUUUCUUAUAAAAGUCUAAGUCACAUUACUCUACCUAUUUUAUUUCCAUAUACACAUUUGUAUGAAAAUUUUGUUUAUGGUCGUCACCACUAAACUAUAUAGUAAAUACAAACAUUUAUAUUGUUUGCUUGCAAACAAAUAGAAUGUGCAACAAUAGACAGCAUGCAUCUUUUGAUUGGCGUGAAAUGACGUGUGAAAAAUAUACCCCGGUAGUAUCUUUAAUUUAAUAAAAUUGAUAGAAGUUUUAUCGUAAAUCAGACAACAAUAAAUGUAUACGAUGAUAAUUUGGCAGUAUAGGGGUUAAAAUAGUUUUAAUGAUUAACAAACCUUUUUAGCGUACAGGCAAACACUAUAAUGUUUAGAUAUCUUUAUUCAAAAACUGACAUUAGUCAUUAUUAACAACAAGCACAUAUUACAUACUUAGCCGAAAGCAAUUUAAUAUAACUCGAUGACCUGCUAACCGUUAUAAUAAAAAAUAGAGAUGAUAAAAUUUAUGCUGACUUACAUCAAGCUAAGAAGUAAAUUUAAUGAUGUAUGUUUAUUUGGCAUGACAAUGAUCUUGCACCUUGUGAUGUGUAAGCCUUCUUUUCUUAUUUUGUGUAUAUAUUGCAUUAUUAUGCACCUUGACCACCCUAUUUGAAUAUUUUUAAUAGGGGAAGUAAUGUUAAGUGUUUUUAAGAAUUUACAUAAAAUACUCGCAGCAAUAAGGCAAGACACGGGAGACCUACCUCCAUAUACUCUAAGCAAUAUAUAUACAUAUACUCAGUGAGCUAUGACUGUUGUAGCAAAUUAUCAGUGUCCAUUGUAUAAAAAAAAGAUACAUUAUGCCAAAAAUAAUAUCUUGUUUUUGUUUGUCUGCUUUCAAUUUUGUCAACUUUUAUUUUGUAACAUUAUAUAUAAGACAAAAAAAUUAGCAGCUUGCAAUAGAGUUAGAUGUGUAGGGUGGUCUCCCUUCAUAUUGUAUAGACUAGCUGAUAUCUCAAACUGUUCAUGUGCUUAAAUAAUGAAAAGUUCUGGUAAAUAAAUCAGCACAUUUUAUUUUGUUACAUUAUCAAAUAGAUUUAUUUAAAGCUGUUCAAUCAACAUAAAAAUUUUGUUGUGCUCAUAUUAUUGAAAAGUAAUACAUGUAUAUAAAUAAUGUGUAAUAAAUUUACUGAACGGAAUUAAAUUUUACAUUCAUUUAAAUGAUAUAUAUUUUCUUUGACUACAAUACAAAAAGCAUUUUGUUCAAGUAAUGUUUAUAUUAAAAUUUUCAGGGGAAAUGUGUUCUAGAUUGUUAUGGCAGAAUAUUUUACCUUUUUACAAUAUUUUGUUGGCAAAAAAUUUAAUGGCAUAUGCAGUCUGUAAAUUUACAUGCUAGCCCAUGGCUAGUUGAAUUUUAGUAAGGCUUGUAAACAUUACCAAGUCACUAGCUAGACUGUUUUGAGAAAAAAUAGCAGGCAAUCAACUUAUUUUCUAAUAAUGACAUACAAUAAUUUAAAAUGGAACAACUUACUUAUCAUUGAUCAAGGUAAUAAAAUUACAGAAUAACUGUGUUAAAGGGAAUCAACUUAGAUUUUUUGACAUGAUUGGAUUGUAAACAUUUUUACAAGAUUAAUGUUCUGCUUGAUGUAGGUUUCAAGCAAUAAUUAUUGUGUGCAAAAUUUCAAAUCAUUCACUUGCUUUGUUAAUCCAUGAUAAUAUUUUAAUUGUGAAAAAUGAUUCAAAAUUGAAAAAUGUUGCAACACUUGUCACUCAAAUUGGGCUAUGAAUUGCACAAAAAUAAGAUUUUCAAUUUAUUUCUGAAUAUUUUACUUAAUUAUCUUUCGCUUAUUUUUCUGUUUUUAGUGACCUAGUUGAUCUAUGUUAGAAUUCAAAUUUUUUGUUUAGGCUUUAAAUCUCAGUGGAGUUCCUUGAAUAAUAUAUUCUUGCCUUAACAUUCCAUUUCAAUAAACAGUUUUCGGAUCAUAUGAACUUUUUUGGGGUUAGUAGAUAUUGCCAUUCAACACUAUCGGGAAUAGCUUGUGGUUUUCUGGUCCUACCAGUUAAUUCUUGGACUGCUUUGUCUGUAUUUAAGGGAAAGUUUUGCAUGUUAUUUAACCAUCAUAUAUGGUUAUAGAAAAAUCAAGGUUAUUGAUAUUGAUAUGUGAGUAUUGAAAUAGAAUUUUUAAGGAAAUUACGACAAUUUGUUUCUUUACAUUUAUUAUUUGUGUAGUUGAAUAAUGACUGAUUAUCUAUGUUUUGUGUAUUUUAGUGGGAUAGCAAUAGUGUUGGAUAAUGUCCUAAUUGUAAUUUUAAAUUUUCAUUGUAAAUUUGAUUCUUGGAUUUUCAUAGGCUUAAAAGAAAAGGAGUGUCUAAGAGUUAAUUGUUAUUUUUGUGCUAUUUAGUUAUAAUUUAGUACAUUUUGGAUGAUGUAUUUUUAUCUGGUGUAAAUAUAUGAAUCAAGGUAAUGAUGGCAAGUGAAAAUGGCAUUUAAUUUUUGAUAUUACAAGAUCUCAUGUCCAUGGAAACAAAAAUAUCUUGGUGUUAAAAAAACAUAAAGGAAAAUGCUCACAAUUUUUGUGAAUUACUGCUGUGAAACAGUUAUAAUUAUAUGGUACUGAUAGAAUAUUAGAUAUGUAUUAAUUGUCUGCCUUUAAGUGUAUAGAUUAAUAACAAAUUUGUGUAUUAUUGUGAUUAAAUAUUAAUGAACAACUUCAUUGGAAACACAAAUAUUUAUCAUUUAUAAUAUUGUAGACCUGCAUUUUAUUGCUCAAGUGAAUUUUGGGAUAGAUUUUUACAUGACCAUCAAACAACAUUAAAAUAUACAUGUACCUGCAAUUUGCCUUUAUCUUAUUAGACUAAGAUCUAUCUCAAAUUUUUGGAAGAUUUUCAGACAAGAAAUAAAGUAUUUGUAGUACUGGAAUGUUGCUUGUAGAUUGAGCUAUAUGAAAGUGUACUCAUGCUUGACAAUUGUAGGAAAAUGCAGUGACUUUUCUACAAAAUUUCCGCAUUUUUAAGAAAAAAUCUUUCAUGGAUUCCAAUGAAAUGAUUGAUUUUUAUUGAAAAAUCAUGCAUUAUACACAACAAAUGAUAAACAAGCAAGUAUAUAUAACCUGCUUACAUUUACCUAUUUGUUAAUCAAUAGUUAUGAUUUAGCUGUUUUUGAUUUUUGGAAGAGCACCUAGUGGAGUAACUUCCCAAAUGUAAUUUACUGUAAGAUAAUGGCCCCUAUUAGAAUAAUUUGGAGGAAAAGUUCAACUUCCAUAAAUUUUUAAUAUAAUGUAAAUAUAGGUACAAAUAAAAUUGUAUUUUAUGCUAGAUUUAAUUUACUCACAUCUUUAAUUAUGUUUACUAAUUUUGUCUGUAUUCAUACUGUGCAAUAAAUGAUGUUUUACAGUGCUGGGCAGUUUUUUAAAUCGUGUACAAAUACUGUGUUCAUAUUUCUAUUUUACUUACAGACAAUAUACUUGAUUGACUAGUUGUGGUUAUAUUUCUGUAACUUUAAUAUUUUGUUGCAAGUUAUGUUUAGCUUAAUGAAUGUACAUUACUGGUUUAUGUCAAAAGUGAUGUUUGAAAAUUGUUACCUUUAUGGUCAUUCAUUUAUAGUGUGUAUCUUGGAAAAGUGUGAACUCUGAAAUAGUUUGAAAACUGGACUUUUGAAUGAGAAAAGCAUGCUUAAACAUGAAAUGUUGAGAAAAAAGCAUGGGAUAGUGAGUAUCCAACUGUAUAUCAGUGUGUAUGGUGAGUAUCUCAGUGUGAACAGUUAGUUUCUCAUUAUGGGCAGUAAGUACUUGUAUCUCAAUGUAGGCAAUGAGUAUCUCAGUGUGAAUAGUGAGUAUUUUGGUGUGUUUUCUGAGAUUUUGCAGUGUGUUUACUGAUUGUCUCAAUGUGAACAGUGAGUAUCUCAGUGUGAAUAGUGAGUAUCUCAGUGUGAACAGUGAGCAUCUCAGUGUGAACAGUGAGUAUCUCAGUGUGAACAGUGAGUAUCUCAGUAUGAACAGUGAGUAUCUCAGUGUGAACAGUGAGUAUCUCAGUGUGAACAGUGAGUAUCUCAGUGUGAAUAGUGAGUAUCUCAGUGUGAACAGUGAGUAUCUCAGUGUGAAUAGUGAGCAUCUCAGUGUGAACAGUGAGCAACUCAUUGUGAACAGUGAGCAUCUCAGUGUGAACAAUGAGUAUCUCAUUGUGAACUGUGAGUAUGUCAGUGUGAACGGUGAGUAUCUCAUUGUAAACAGUGAGUUUAUCAGUGUGAAAAGUAGAUAUCUCAGUGUGAACAGUGAGUAUUUCAGUGUGAAAAGUAAAUAUCUCAGUGUGAACAGUGAGUAUCUCAUUGUGAACAGUGAGUAUAUCAGUGUGAACAGUGAGUAUUUCAGUGUGAACAGUGAGUAUCUCAGUAUAAGCAGUGAUUAUCUAUGUGUGAACAGUGAGAAUCUGAUUGUGAACAGUGAGUAUAUCAGUAUAAGCAGUGAGUAUCUCUGUGUGAACAGUGAGAAUCUUAUUGUGAACAGUGAGUAUAUCAGUAUAUGCAGUGAGUAUUUCAGUGUGAACAGUGAGAAUCUCAUUGUGAACAGUGAGUAUCUCAGUGGGAAGUAUGUAGCUCAGUGGACUGACUGUAUCACACAAGCAUGUGACCUAAGGUUUAAAUGAAAUUAAUUUUUAUGUGAACAGUCAUUACAUAAAGGGUUUGAAUGAUGUGUUUAUUGUUCUAUAUUAAGAAAGAGAGAUAAAUAUAAUUAUAGUGUGAUUAUUUUUGUGUAAGUUUUCUUAUGUAUAUAAUCAUGAAUAAAGUCUACAAAUUUUAUUGAAAUAGUUUAUAACUUGUGGAAACAGAUGAAUUAUGUCAUGAAUAUUUACUAUAUUUGUUUUUGUUUCUUUAGCCAGUAGUGUUAUAUAAGUUGUGUAAAUUUUGUAUGUAUAAAGUGCAGCUCUUUAAAAACAGAAAAAUAUUCAUAUUUUAUGUACAUUGUUUUUAAUUUAUGUUCACCCAGUUCAUUGGCAUUCAUCUUGGAAACCUUUAAAGCUGGAAAGCUGUAAUUGAAUAGAUUUUCCAUUUGUUUUCUAAUGUAUUCUUUUAGCAACUUCUGGACUGUCAUGCAAUUUAUUAUGAAUGUAUUCAUUGUUUGUCAAUGUUGAAUUAUUGCCACCAGUAUGAUUAUUAAGUCAGUAUUAUAUAUCAUUACAUUAUAAUCGCAUACUGGAACUAAUGUAUAGAUACUGAUCAUAUUUCUGACACAUAUGAACCAGUAACUGUUCACUUGUUACAUUAUACUGCCUUGAAUAAGUUCGGUGUAUAGAGAGAAUUAUUUAAGUAUGAUAAGAAACUUCAAAUGUUGUAACAAUUUGACAUUUGUUUCAUGUGAAUGAUUGAAGCAUGUGAAUUAUUGAAGUGCUUGAAUAAAUUAUCCUUGGUGCCCUGUUAUCAUUACCACCCUUGAUAUAUUGCAAUAUUUGUUUGAUUCUUUAAGUCUCGUGAGAAUUUUUUUGUAUGCACUAACAGUAACAUUCCAGCAAUGUCCCUAAAGUUACAUGGUUAUAUACAACAAUGUUAGGUUAUAAACAACAAUGUUGAGACUGAAAUUGCCAAAAAUCGAAGUAACUGAUUUAAGACAGGAACCUUUUAUUAUGCCUUAAGUACCUUUAGACUUACAUAAGAAAUUCUAUAUGGGUGAUUGGAAAGGAAAAUAAUAAGUAAUGACCAUUAGUUUUAUUAACAAUUUUUUUUUUUCAACUUCAAAGGCUUAUGGUUAUGAUACAUGAUGCUUCAAAAAUAACCUCAACUAUAUUUCAAACUUUAUUUUAAAACCCGAUUCUCUUACUCACCCUUCCUACCAGCUUAUGGGAAGUCAGGGGUUCUACUUUGGUGCCUGGUUAUGCCCGAAAUGAGGCAUGAAUGGAGCAUCUAAGGGAUUCCUACAAUAUAAGUGCUGGAAUUCACUACAAUAUAAAUGCUGGAAUUCACUACACUAUUAGUGCUGGAAUUCACUACACUAUUAGUGCUGGAAUUCACUACACUAUUAGUGCUGUAAUUCACUACACUAUUAGUGCUGUAAUUCACUACACUAUUAGUGCUGCAAUUCACUACACUACAUGUCUCUUUACUUAAAACCCAACCCCACAAAAAUUAUAAUCUUGUUUGCUUAGAUUGAUAUUUUGAGGUAUGAAAAUAAUUAAUUUAUAAUAUAUUAUAUGUAUAUUUGACAAACUGUUUUUUUCUUUAGAGUGUUUCUUAUCGAAGGUGGUCUACAUUUUUAGUGUUCUUAAGUGACCAAAUACAGAUUCAGAGUUGUGUCCAUUUUAAGUAAGUUUAAAGUGCAUACAUUUAAAUUUAGAGACAAGUUUUGUUGAAUGUUUAGUAAUGGAUUGAAAUAAUAGACUGACAUAAAGUAAUGACUUAGGGGUGUUUUUUAGUCCCCUACUGGUUGUCCCCUACCGGUUUACCGGAGGGGACUUUAGGUUUACCCUCCGUCCGUCUGUCCGUCCGUCCAUCAGUCCGUCCGUCCACAAAACUGGAUCCCGCGAUAACGCAAAAAGUACUGAAAAUAUUUUAAUGAAACUUGAUAUAUGGAUAGAUGGCAGUAUGGAGAUUAUGCACGUCUUUUUCUUUUCUUCCUAUGUUGAAAAUUCUGGUUGCUAUGGCAACAAAUAGACUGAAAAUAUGGCAAAUUUUACACAUAACCUGGAUCCCGCGAUAACGCAAAAAGUACUGAAAAUAUUUUUAUGAAACUUGAUAUAUGGAUAGAUGGCAGUAUGGAGAUUAUGCACGUCUUUUUCUUUUCUUCCUAUGUUGAAAAUUCUGGUUGCUAUGGCAACAAAUAGACUGAAAAUAUGGCAAAUUUUACACAUAAUCUGGAUCCAGUGAUAACACAAAAAGUACUGAAAAAUAUUUUUAUGAAACUUGACAUAUGGGUAGAUGGCAGUAUGGAAAUUAUGCACAUCCUUUUUUAUCUUCCUAUGUUGAAAAUUCUGGUUGCUAUGGCAACAAAUAGACUGAAUUUCAAGAUUUCUGAUUCUAGUUUUUAAGUUUUUUCACUAUAAGUUCUUUAUUUCUUAAGGUAUUUUCUUCAAACUUUAAAUAUAAGUUGCUUGUCAUCAACCACAUCAUAUGUGACAAGGUUUACAACUCUAGCACAAAAUUUAUCAGAAUUACCUCCCUUGAACUUAAAAUUUUCAUGAAAAAAACAUUGUUUUUUUUAAUAACUUCUUUUUCUGAAUGUAUCUACUUCAUAUAAAUGUUUCUUAUUGUCACUCAACAUUUGUGAGUGUUCAAUACUCUAGCAAAACUAUUUCCAGAAUUAUGCCCCUUUUGAACUUAGACUUUUUUUUGAGAAAUUGGUAAUUUUUACUCCAACUUCUUCAAUCAUGAUAGGAUUUUAAAAAUGUUAUAUUUUGAUAACAGGGAUGUUUAAAAAAUAACUUCAGAGUGUCCUUCAGUAUGUCUGUCUGUACAUAAAAACUGUUUCCUGUGAUCACUUUUAAAGAACUUUUUCAACAAAUUUACUUAAAAUAGGAACCUAAGUGAAUGGCCAAUGGCCCUUCAUAAUGUUGCUUGGGCUCUUACCGGUAGGGGACUUAUGGAUUGCUUGCAAUACUAUGAUAAUUGCUUGUUUUUCCAUUAGAAUGGGUGUUGGAGACCUGAUGAUAAUCUUGAAAGAAUAAGUUGUUAUUUAAGGUUGUGUUAAUGAAAGGGCAAUUCUUUUAUUAGAUAUAGGAGUCUUUGUUAUUUAUGUUACCUAAAUUUCAGGUUAACUUUCUUAAAAAAUUGAUUUUUGUUUUUAUUUGAAUCUAAAAAUGUUGUGAAAAGAUUGGUUGUGUACAAUAAAUUUUGUUACAUAUUCAUUUUAUUUUAUUGAUUUUAGACUUUGUUAUAUUUUAGUAUAAGAUAUGAUAAGCUGCUUGUCAUUUUAUUGAGAAAAUGUUUAAUAUAUAAUUUGGUUAUAUAAUUUCAUUGUAUAAUACAUAAUUGCUUUCCUCUGAUUGUCAUGUAUUAUAGGUUUGAUGCAAGAUGAAUGUAUUUUACCUAUGUGAAAUACUAAAGUUACAGUCAUGUUGCAUGAAACCCUUUGGUAUUGUUUAGUUAAGUAUUAAUUUCUAAUGUGAUUGUACAUGUAUAUAAUUAUAUAGGACUGUAUAAAAUGUGCUAACAAAAGGGAUCUCCAUUUUUACAUAUAAAUGAGAAACAAAACAUAACAUGUAGAAAAAUUGUAUAUAUCCAGGGCUGGAAUCUAACAGUUGCAGAAGGCAAGAUAAAAAGGAAAAAUUCCAGUAGUUUCUCCUAUGUAAAGAAGAAAUAUCAAUAUACAUAAAUUGAUGUUUAUAUCAUAAAUAGUAAAAAAGACAAUGGUGAUGCAUAUUAGAUUUCAAAAACAAAUAUAUAAACUUUGUAUACAAGUUCAUUAACCAUAUAUUUAUGAUUUGUUGUGGAAAAAAGUGCCAGUUUAUUUUGUCUUUUGCGAGUCAAAAUCUGAACUUCAUUGCUGUAACACGGGUAUUUUUUUGUAAUGCACAUCUAGUUUAUUUUCCAACAAAUAAUGCACAAGGAGCACUAGAGGGUUCAUGUAUCAGUAAAGCUAGAAAAUCACCAUAUGACCAUUAUACAGUAUUGGUGUAACAUAAAACCCAUCUGAAAUAAAAUAAGUAAAAAUAAACAGUGUAUAAAACUUAUCAACUGAUGAAACAAUUUUUUGUUUUAAAUUGUAUAUGCACGUAAAGUUAAAUUCUAGCCCUGGUUCCCAAUAAUAUAGAAAUAGGUUUAUUACAUAUUAAUUCUUGAACUUGAUAUUAACUGUAAAAGCUAAAUUUGUUUAUUUCAUGCUUUCCAGUGUUUUAUUGUAAUAUAUCAGAUGAUUAUAUUCUGAUAAACCACUAGUGAAAUUUAUAAAAUAUAAUUUUCACUGUAGCCGGACUAUAUCUGAAUGCGGAUGAAAAGAAAAUCAAAACUGAAUGGAAUAACAGGCAAAAA